AUGGAGAGUGCCGCAAAAGAUGAGCUUUUCUGCAACCACACAGAUGCAUGGGACUGGGUUUACACCAUGCAGCCUGCCUACAUGUCCAUCAUCUGCCUCUUUGGAGUGAUCGGGAACUUCUUUGUGCUAUGUGUGUUCUGUCUCCAGAAAAGACGCAGCACUGUGGCCGACAUCUACCUGAGCAACCUGGCAGCAGCUGAUCUCCUCAUGGUUUCCUGCCUGCCGUUCUGGGUAGCAACUGUUAUCAACAAGUUCCACUGGAGGUUUGGAGAGGCCAUGUGCCAAUUUAUCAACAUUGUCAUUGGGAUGAAUUAUUAUUGCAGUGUGCUCUUCCUUACGCUUGUGAGCAUGGACAGAUACCUAGCCCUCACUAGACCCCUAACUCAGGGGAGAGAGAGACGGGCCUUCUGGGCACGUGGGAUUUGCUUCAGUAUCUGGAUUGCUGGGGUCUUGCUCAGCUUCCCUGCUGUCCUCUUCCGCUCUGUCCAGUUUUUCCCUCAUCUGGGCAUUGACGCAUGCUACCUAGCAUAUCCUCAUGAAGGCUGGAGAUUGCGCUACAACAUGACUGUCAGCACUGUAGGCUUCCUUAUCCCUGUUCCUAUUGUGUCCUUUUGUAGUUAUCACAUCACUAAAGUCCUUCGGCGCAGCCAGAAGAUGAGAAAAGGAAGCAGAGGCAAUGUGGAAAGGAAGGCGGCGUAUCUCGUUCUUGUCGUUCUGGCUGUGUUCAUUCUCUGCUGGCUGCCCUACCAGGUUUUGAUCUUCCUGGAUACUUUGGAUCAUUAUGAAGUUGUCUCGGGAUGUACUUGGGCAUACGUGUUGGACAUUGGAAACCAGUUGGCUACUUACCUUGGCUAUAGUAACAGCUCAUUGAAUCCUUUCCUGUAUGUGAUUGUGGGGAAACACUUUAAGCAGAGGGCAAGGGAACUGUUUAGACUGGUGUUGUGCAGGAGGAAAAGGCCGUGGGGGAAGUCCAGUCAUUCUAAAUCCAAUCUCAACUCAACUAAACAAACUGAGAGUACCAAAAUAUAA
This is a messenger RNA of Cottoperca gobio, 1029 nucleotides long. RefSeq names its product B2 bradykinin receptor-like. The coding region runs from base 1 to 1029 and encodes 342 amino acids. The transcript has a single exon. Gene Ontology annotation, biological process: immune response; positive regulation of cytosolic calcium ion concentration; calcium-mediated signaling. Gene Ontology annotation, molecular function: bradykinin receptor activity; C-C chemokine receptor activity; C-C chemokine binding. Gene Ontology annotation, cellular component: membrane; external side of plasma membrane. The record is from RefSeq and is a predicted model, not a curated record. Lineage: Eukaryota; Metazoa; Chordata; Actinopteri; Perciformes; Bovichtidae.